Messenger RNA from Pedinophyceae sp. YPF-701, 375 nucleotides. The record is from the annotation of a GenBank genome assembly. NCBI's taxonomy places the organism in Eukaryota, Viridiplantae, Chlorophyta, Pedinophyceae.
AUGGCGGCGGCCAUCAACGCUCCCGAUAAGCGGGACAAGUUCGUCAUUCCACCAGACCUCAAGAAGGUCGAAAUGGUGCGGAUCACGAAGCAGAAGAACGCGGCCCUGUUCGAGAUCCAACGCGAGGACCACACCCUCGGCGACCUGAUCCGCAACCGCCUCCUUGACGACCCUCACGUGCUCUUCGUCGGGUACAAGAUCCCGCACCCGCUGGAGCACCGGCUGCAGAUCCAGAUCCAGACCGACGGGCACGAGGACGAGGAGAACAACAACCAGCCCUACCGCCCCCGCGACGCGCUGGUGCGCGCCAUCAAGGCGCUGAUCUGCGAGUACGACGUGAUCCGGCAACAGCUCAUGGAGCAGCUCAUGUCGUAG